UUGCUAAACGAUUCCUCUUCACAUUCACUUGCAUGUCUUCCACGAGCAGUUUCAUUUAUCUACUGGCCUUUUCCUAACAUUCAACCUCUGUCGCUUGCACUUCUCGGACUGGAGAGAUAUUUUGGGCCACUGCUGCAGCUGGUUGAGAAUUAGAAUCACAAGACGAGCCAGUGGGAAAAAAACAAACAAGAAAAACACUGUGAUGCACAUUUUGCAUGUGGUGUUGCUUUUGGCCUUUCUGGUCCUUGGCCACUCUUCACCUGCUGUAGAUAACACGUGGGAGGAGUGGAAAGUCAAUAAUCGCAGGGUUUAUGACAACGAGACGGAGAACAGCUUCAGGAGAGCGGUGUGGGAGAAGAACAUGAACCUGGUGCUGAAACACAACCAGGAGGCUUCAGAAGGAAAACACAGCUUCACUUUGGGACUGAACCACCUGUCGGACAUGACAACCGAGGAGAUCAACGAGAGGCUGAACGGUGCGAGGCCGGAGGAGGUGGAUCUUCUCAGAAACGAGACAUUCAAGAGAGCGAGCGGCUCAGUGGCGCCUCCGAGUGUUGACUGGAGGAAGUCGGGCCUGGUCAGUCCUGUGCAGAACCAAGGCUUAUGUGGGUCGUGCUGGGCCUUCAGCUCUAUGGGGGCUCUCGAGGGGCAGAUAGCGAAGCGAACCGGCGCCCUCGUCCCCCUGAGUCCACAGAACCUGCUGGACUGCAGCACCACCGACGGUAACCAUGGCUGCAGAGGAGGAUACCUCUCCAAAGCCUUCAACUACGUCAUCCGCAACGGGGGCGUCGACUCCGAGAUAUCUUACCCCUACGAACACCAGAACGGGAAAUGUCGUUACUCUGAGAAAGGAAAAGCUGGAUUCUGCUCUAAUUUUCACGUCCUUCCACAAAGAGACGAGCGCGCUCUGCAGGAAGUGACAGCAUCAGUGGGACCUGUCUCUGUGGCUGUGAACGCCAUGUUGCCGUCGUUCCACCUGUACAGAGGAGGUUUAUACAACGUCCCGAACUGCAACCCGAGGUCUAUAAAUCACGCCGUCCUGGUUGUGGGCUACGGCACCGACAACGGACAAGACUACUGGCUGGUGAAAAACAGUUGGGGAACUGGAUGGGGAGAGCAAGGCUUCAUCCGAAUGGCGAGGAACAAGAAUAACCUCUGCGGCAUCGCCAGCUUUGCAAUUUAUCCAACUCUGUGAAAACAUCACCGGAAUCAUCUCUCAGAAGAUUUUUUUUCAGAGACAAGAUGUUUUUUUCUCUUUAAAUUGCUGGUGCUGUCCUGAACGUUAAAUAAUAAAGAAAAUAUCACAAAAAAAGCAAAAUUCACAAAAUUAUGGUUUCUGCCAUGGUGGCCUUUCUCACAGAUGAUUUUAAUUCUUGGAUGAUAAUCAAGAAAAAACUUGCUUUGUACUCUUUUGUAUAUCUCAUAAGUUUUAAGUGUAUUUUUGAUUUUAUGUGUUUUUUAAAUUACAAUGUACAUGAUGUCAAAUGUACCAAAUUGAUUAAAUAACCCUCUUGAUAUUAAAGAAAAGAUAAAAAGAUC
Molecule: messenger RNA, 1539 nt
Organism: Hippoglossus stenolepis (Pacific halibut)
Lineage: Eukaryota; Metazoa; Chordata; Actinopteri; Pleuronectiformes; Pleuronectidae
Product: procathepsin L-like
Exons: 8
Coding region: 203-1195 (330 amino acids)
Biological process (GO): immune response
Cellular component (GO): lysosome
Molecular function (GO): cysteine-type endopeptidase activity
Source: RefSeq, a predicted model, not a curated record